Molecule: messenger RNA, 2143 nt
Organism: Hypoxylon fragiforme
Lineage: Eukaryota; Fungi; Ascomycota; Sordariomycetes; Xylariales; Hypoxylaceae
Exons: 2
Coding region: 116-1993 (625 amino acids)
Source: RefSeq, a predicted model, not a curated record
GUCGCUUACAUAUCUACGUUCUUUUUUGCCAUCUGUCUCGUCGUUCGCUACCCUUAGAAUCCACCACCAUUUCGUAAAAACCUCGCCUUAAUCAGCUCCCCCCCAGUGAGACAACAUGGGUCUCUUCCGACCAGCGACCAGCGUCGGCCGACCAAAAACCGCCCAGCCUGAUCGCAGUGCUAUCCGCGGUAGAAUUAGCGGUCCUAUAGCGGUGGAUGACGAAUUCCCUCUUAGAAGCCAAGGCCCAGAGGUAGCUCAAGCUGGUGGACUUGAGCAGCUUGAGUCCAACGUCGAAGACUUGCCUUCUCUGAGGCUAGUUGAAUCUCCCCCCGGAACCGUACGGGCGGACAAGAUGGAAUCUACGACUCCAUCUGGGCCCAGCCAAGCCUCUAAUAACUCUGGCAGCCCACGACAGCCCAGAACAGUUCGUUCUAGUACCUUGAGAUAUUCGACCAUCAGCGAUGGUACAGAGCCGGAUCGCCCACAACGGAAGAAAUCAACGCUCAAGUCUACUCUUGGCAGACUGUUUAAGCGGAAGAAGAAGAGUUCGAACGAAUCAUUCAACCAUGACCGGAUAGCGGAAGAUGAGGAUCCUGCACAACAUGAACAUAACCCUUCACUUUCCGAUCAAGCCUUCAGGAUGAACGGAUCUAAACGGUCGAACUCGUUACCACUUACCGAAUUCGAUAGGGCGCUCAGAUCACAUUCUGUCGGGCCUGAUGAUAUGCUUGCAAUAACUAGCACCCGAAACUCACUACAAGUAGAUCCUGCGUGGAUUCGGAGGAGAGCUGCGUCAUCCAACAGGAUUCUAAGCGGAAGAGUCAAAGACUUUGAUGGCCAAUUAAUAGGCUUAUCUCCAAGACCUGCCAGUACUCACGGGCGUGAUAAUACGUUACUCGAAGAAGAUCCCGAAGACAUUGGUCGCGCCAUCACCAGCGACAGUCGUACACUGCGUCGGAGAUCGAGGAGCAUGUCUCAACUUGAGAAUGUCGCAGUUACUCAACCGCUUGUGCGCAAACGUAGCGAUGAAAUACGAUACUGGAGAUCCAGCUAUAAUCCGGGUAUCUUGUCGCCUAAUUCGACUAUUAAUAAUGACGAUACUACCGUCAACAUAGAUGAAGAGGUAGAAAUCCAACCCGAGACACCUCAACAUCCUCCUACCCCGAAAACGCCACCUCAACCUUUCAACUUUGGUCCCAUGAUGGGAAUGAAGAUUACCCAAGCCGCUAGCAUAGAAGAACGAAUUGCUACUUUGGAAGUCCGCAACCAGAAAUUGGAGAAGCUUGUAUCGCAGCUGUUCCAAGUCGUGCCGGGUGUUCAUAAUUAUGUUCCUGACACCCCUGACCGCCGAGAAUCUGCAGCCCAGCCUGCACCGUACAUUUCCGUGCUGUCAUCCGCUACCGAGACAUCGGAGGACGACACUACACCAUCUUCGAGAUAUACUCUAUCUCGAGAGUCGAACGAGUCGUUUGGUGAUGGGAACACAUUUAUCGGAUCGCUCCCUCCUUCAUCUGGAAUGCGCCCACGACCUACAUCAAACUCGACAGUUCGUGGUGCAACAAGCUUACCCGCGAUGCUGGGAGAGAACGCGGGACAAGUCACUGUAGAUCAAUUCACGGCUAUGAAGGUUCUCUUAGAAUCUGAGCGUGAUGCGCGGGAGGCCCUAGAAGUAAGGGUGACAAGACUUAGCCAUAGGCUCAACCUAUUAUCUCAGACUACGUACAAGCUAGACACCACAAAUACUCCAUACUCUGGUACAUCCGCCUUCACACACGACGAGGACGAGCCCCUCACUGCUUGCGACACAGAGUCGGAAGUAUACAAAACACCGCGUGAGGAAGAGGGCGGGCAUAACUUUGGCGCAUUCGGCGAAGAGCUCCGCGUGGAGGACGAUGACGGUUCAAGAAGGAAGGCGGCCAGGACGCUUUCUCUUAGCCAGUUGACAUUGAAGAGGCCACGAACGCAGCAAAGCGCUGUUGGCUUUGAGUUAUGACUAUCUGGCAUCAACAUUGACGACCCGACUCGACAAUUUCGAGCGCUUGUAUAAUGCGCCUCGCACAGAUUCACCUACCUUAAAUCCGCGCACAACACAACCCAGAUUUUUAUGAAUAUCAUUAGCCUUUUUUCCCGACGUAACUGCAUU